AUGCGUGAGAUUUCGAAUAGUUAUAGAUUUUUGUUGGCGGUCGCUAUCAUCGCUGAAGUAACAGGUUCAACAUUCUUAGUGAAAUCGCAAGGCUUCACAAAGUUAGUCCCGAGUUUACUGGUGCAGGACAUUGAUAAAAGCACGAAGCAGAAAAUGCUUAUCAACGCAAAAAAGAUCCUGAAGGUGUUAAAAAAUUAA
Messenger RNA from Oppiella nova, 198 nucleotides. The record is from the annotation of a GenBank genome assembly. NCBI's taxonomy places the organism in Eukaryota, Metazoa, Arthropoda, Arachnida, Sarcoptiformes, Oppiidae.